Molecule: messenger RNA, 1526 nt
Organism: Saprolegnia parasitica CBS 223.65
Lineage: Eukaryota; Oomycota; Saprolegniomycetes; Saprolegniales; Saprolegniaceae
Exons: 4
Coding region: 1-1473 (490 amino acids)
Molecular function (GO): carbohydrate binding
Source: RefSeq, a predicted model, not a curated record
AUGUGCACGCCCCACUUGACGCCCGGGUUUAUCCAGAGCAUGGGACCGCAGGGCGGGUCGACGGUGGUCACGUGUCCUCGCGGCGAAACCAUUUCCGACAUCCCGUUCGCCUCGUAUGGCACGCCUUCAGGCUUGGCGGCGCCAGGCCAGUGCCACGCGGCCUCAAGUGAGUCGAUUGUCAAGGCCAGGUGCAUCGGGAAGCGGUCGUGCACGGUGGACGCGACGAACGGCAUCUUUGGUGACCCGUGCCCCGGUUUGACCAAGAGCUUGUUCAUUGCCGCGCAGUGCUCGAGUGCCAACUUGGUCGGCGGCUCGGUGCCCGACGGUUCGACGCUCACGAUUGCGUGCCCACUGACCCAACGGCUCGUGUCGAUCCCGUACGCUUCGUACGGAACACCGACCGGUGCCUACCCCAACUUUGUGACGACGUGGUGCAACGCAACCGACACGGCGACGGUCGUCACGACGUCUUGCGUCGGUCGCAACGCAUGCUCGGUCAAGGCCGACAGCAACGAGUUCGGCGAUCCAUGCCCGGGCGUCACCAAGCAGCUCUCGGUCGUCGCCAAGUGCGUUGACAAUAACCUCAUUGGUGGCUCGGUGGCGGACGGCGGGUCAGCGGCCAUCCAGUGCCCAGCGGGGCAGUACAUUGGGUCGAUUCCGUUCGCGGCGUAUGGGACACCGUACGGGACCUUUCCCGACUACUCGGCGCACGCGGCGUGCAACGCCGAGGGUGCAGCCGCCAAGAUCGCUUCGCAGUGCGUUGGCCGAAACAGCUGCGCCGUGUCUGUCUCCACCCAAACGUUUGGGGAUCCGUGCGAAGGCGAGGCCAAGACCCUCGACUGGACCGCCAAGUGCGCACCCAACAACGUCAUUGGCACGAUCGUCAAUGACGGCGGCAGCGCGACGCUGCAGUGCCCGCUGGGGCACUACAUGUCGGCCAUCAACUUUGCCUCGUACGGAACGCCGGGUGGCAGCUUCCCCGAUUACGCCAUCGACACGACGUGCCACGCCGCGAGUAGCACGUCGAUCGCAACGUCGGCGUGCGUCGGCAAGAGCACGUGCACGCUGCUUGCAAGCCCUGGAUCGUUCUCGGACCCGUGUCCGGGUGUCACAAAGAGCCUCGCGGUGUCGGCCGACUGCAUCUCCAACCUCGUGAUUGGCGGCACUGCGGCACAGAACACGAUGAUGAACCUCGCGUGCCCCAAGGGAGCGACCGUCCGCUCGAUCGACUUUGCGUCCUACGGCACGCCAACGGGGAAGCUCGGUGCGUUCGCUCUUAGCGCGUGCCAUGACCCCAACUCGGUCCGGAUCGUGCAGCAGGCGUGCUUGGGCAAGACGGGCUGCUCCAUCAGUGCGAGCAACAGUGUCUUUGUCAACAACUGCCGCCGCACGCAAAUGUACUUGGCCGUGCAGGCCACGUGUGCGACGCCGACGCCAGCGACGACUGCCUUGCGCACGCCAACGCCCAGUUAAGCUAACGUCGUACACGACGUGCGUAAUUCAAUGUGUCUUUUCUGCAUCCGACA